Molecule: messenger RNA, 441 nt
Organism: Phytomonas sp. Hart1
Lineage: Eukaryota; Euglenozoa; Kinetoplastea; Trypanosomatida; Trypanosomatidae
Source: the annotation of a GenBank genome assembly
AUGGAGGGAAAGACCCCUGCGCUAUCCCCGGCCCUGGCGGACGCCAUCGGCCUACACGCGGAACGACUUCAGCGGCUCACCCCAAUUAACGCUGUCCUGCUGAUCGCCUCCUCGCUUUUUGAUAUCUUGUGCGUGUUGUGGAACGCGACGCCCGGUUUUGUCGCCGAGACGCAUAAACGAUUUGUGAUCUAUUUCUCCGCCCUCGCAAACCUUCUCCAGUGCACGAAUACGCAGGUGCUGAAUCGGGUCUGCGCAUCAAUUGAGGCGAUUAUGAUGGAACACCUCGACAACGCGGUAGAGAUUCAACUCCAGUUGAUGAAGUACGUCGGCACGGUGGUAGAUAACGUGCAGGGUAACUCGAAAAAGGGCGUCGCGGAGUGGUUUCUCAAGUUAAACGACAGGGUUCUCCAAAAAAGUAUCGGAAGUCGAUCGAAACUGUGA